Messenger RNA from Oxyura jamaicensis (ruddy duck), 8037 nucleotides. RefSeq names its product ring finger protein 130 (gene RNF130). The record is from RefSeq and is a predicted model, not a curated record. The coding region runs from base 140 to 1588 and encodes 482 amino acids. The transcript has 8 exons. Lineage: Eukaryota; Metazoa; Chordata; Aves; Anseriformes; Anatidae.
GCCUGCAUCCCCCCGGCGGCAGCAUGAGCGCGGCGCCCUGAGCUGCGGGGCCGGCGGAGCGGGGCUCGCCCCUUUCCCCCCCUCCCCAGCCCCUCAGCGGAGCGGGACCCGCCGCCACUUCCCUGGCUCCUCCCAUGGCAUGAGCCCGCGCUCUCCUCCCGCCCCCCCCCUCCGCCGCCUGCUUUCGGUCUUUCUCCCUCCCCGGGCCGGCAGAUGGGAUAAGGUGCCUUGCUGCCACCCCCCCGUGCCGUACCGGAGCGGGGGGCCCGGCCCGAGGCCAGCCGUGACCGCCGGUUCGGCUCGCCCGGAGGCGAAGAUGAACCCGCGGCGGGGCCGGCGGCCCCCGCCCGGCGGCUCCUCGGUGCUGCUGCUGCUGCUGUGGCACUGCUGGCUCUGGCCGGCCGGAGCCGACAACGCCAGCCAGGCGUACUACACCGCCCUCAUCAACGUGACGGUGCUGAGCCCCGAGCGGGGCGGCCCCACGCUGCUCAGGAUCGACCGCGGCCGCUACGGGCAGGAUUCCCCCAAGGUGGAGGUCAAGGGCCUGCUGGUGGCUCCCGUGCCCAUCAACGGAGUUGCAGAUCGCCUGGGCUGUGACCCUCGAACACGUUUCCAAGUUCCACCAAACACCAAGCAGUGGAUUGCUUUACUACAGCGAGGAAACUGUACAUUUAGAGAGAAAAUACUGCGAGCAGCUUCACAUAAUGCUACAGCUGUGGUCAUUUACAACAAUAUAUCCAGUGAAGAACCUGUCACAAUGACUCAUCAAGGAACUGGAGACAUUGUUGCUGUCAUGAUUACAGAAUCAAAGGUUAAGGAGAUCCUGAAUUAUUUGGAAAAGAACAUCUCUGUCCUGAUGGCAAUAGCAGUGGGAUCCCGUGUUCCUCCAAAAAACUUCAGUCGGGGCUCUCUAGUCUUUGUGUCAAUAUCUUUCAUUGUUUUGAUGAUAAUUUCUUCGGCAUGGUUAAUAUUUUACUUCAUCCAGAAGAUCAGGUACACAAGUGCACGUGAUAGGAAUCAGCGUCGUCUUGGAGAUGCUGCCAAGAAAGCCAUUGGUAAAUUGACAACCAGGACAGUAAAGAAGGGUGAUAAGGAAACAGACCCAGACUUUGAUCAUUGUGCUGUCUGCAUCGAGAGUUACAAGCAGAACGAUGUUGUUCGCAUUUUACCGUGCAAGCAUGUUUUCCACAAAGCCUGUGUGGAUCCGUGGCUUAAUGAGCACUGUACGUGCCCGAUGUGUAAACUGAACAUUUUGAAGGCCCUGGGAAUUGUGCCAAAUGUGCCGUGUACAGAUAACGUGGCCUUUGACAUGGAAAGGCUCACCAGAAGCCAGCCAGCUAACAGACGAUCAGCGCUGGGCGAUUUUGCCAACGACAGCUCUCUCAGCCUGGAGCCCCUGCGCACCUCUGGGAUGUCACAGCUUCCACAGGACGGAGAGCUAACUCCAAGGUCAGGAGAGAUCAACAUCGCUGUGACAAGCAGCCACUUCUUUCAUCGCAAUUCUCUGUCCCCGCGAAGUCUGGUCUACGAGAGCGAAUUCUCAACAAUCGAGCCCGCUUUGGACAUGUAUGACGAGAACAAAACCUGAAAGGAAUCCAUAUUCCUUCUUGGCCCUUUUUCCGUUGUUUUCAUUUCUCAUUCCUAUUGUUGUGUACUCUUUCCAUGGAUCUCCUUUGUCUGAAGAAGAGCUGCUUUUUCCAGAACACAAGCCCGCCUUCUAGAUCGCAGAGAUGAAGACCAGCUGCGGUGGUUUCUAAGGGUGGCUUCUCUGACCGUGCACAAGCAAGGUUGUCUGAUGGAAAUGGCUGAGUAACAGCAUGGGGAGCUGUGUCGGCCCAGCCGCGGCGAUGCAGAGGAGGCUUUGCGGUGGUCCUAAGAGUUUGUUUUGUACUGCGAAUGCGUCUCUUAAAUAGGCGUCUGCUGUUUCCAUUUUUUAAUCGUCCGGAUAGUAGGGCAGCGUCAGUAAGGGAACUAGUUGCAGAGGAGAUGGCCAGUGACUGGUAAAAGCACUCCGUAUAUCUCGGUCAAUCCAUAACCUUACUGUGAAACAUCCCCUUCCGAGAGGGACCUUUACAAGUGCAUUGAGUUUCCUACAACCCGCUCAGCCCUGGGCAAUAGCAAGCCAGUCUGACGUUAAAGCUGCAGAGAGGCCCUGCAUUUGCAGAAAGAUUUCAAGGAACUUGAUGCUUCCAUUUUUUUCUCCAUUUCUAUUGAAGCAGGAGGAAAGUGGCCUAACAGAAUAUAUUUUUGGUCCUUCCAUGUGCUCCAGUCAAGUGAGUCUCUUUCUAUAGAGAUGACAUUGACAGAACCAGCACUUGAUCUACCUGAAAAUCAUUAGACUUCUUGAAAUAUGCAGGAAUCUAAUUAGCUGUCUUUCUCGCUUAACUUUUUUGGGGGGGAGGUUAAAAAAUCCACCAAACUUUUCACUAAGAUUUUUAAAAGCCAUCGUGUUGGCAUCACACAGAGAAGCAAAGAGGUAAGCUUCUUAUCCCAUUCUCCCAUUGAGAUCUGCAACAGUUAAAUAACAAACACGUUCUCUAAGCCGUGCCCCUUCCCACUGCCAUCAAUAAUGUGAAUGCAGAAAGCAGAAGAAUAAAGGAAAGCAGCAACCGCUUUGAGACUCAGCAGGAAAAUCCAUUUUUACCAGAGUGUGCCAGAAGCAAUGGGGAAAUGAAGAUUGUUUUCAAGCUUCUGAAAAGUAACACGGAGAUGGACAGUGUGAGGGAGAACCUCUGGAGUUCAGUCCGUGGUGCUCCCCAGGUGAGCAGACACGGAGAAGCGAGAGCUGCUGCUCCACCGUUUCCUCCUGGACGAUGUGUUGCUGUUUAAUGGAUGUUAACAUUUUCUCCAUUGCAGUCUAAGUUACUGUAGAUGUAGAAAUGCAUUUGUGUCCUUGUAAUGUGAAACACAGCUUCACUCUGUAUAGGAAACUUGAGAAAUCAGUAAGCCAAAAAGAAAGGUAAGACAUACCCUUCCGUGCUUUAAUUCUGUUAGCUUUUGCUAGAAGCGGGGGAAAUUCCCCUGCUUUGUUUUUUCUUUUUAUUGUGUAAGUCUGCUUGACAUAUAUCCUUACUUGAAGUGUGGUUCAGCUGUGUCUUUUACACAGAUGUUGAAGAGAAAAAGAAAAGCCCAGCUCUGUAAAAUGAGGAAACGAUCCUACUUGCAGAACAUGCCUUGACUUCUGUUGCUGUGCAUCGGCUUUAUUUAAUCUGAUAAUUCAAGAACAGGCAGUGUGAAGUUUAGAGAGCUUUUUCUCGUAAAACCCACAUUUCCAUUUACCACAUGCACUUUUAUUGCGAUUCAGCUAACCCUAGAAAUACGCUUACACCCUAAGCUUUUUUGGAGCACAGCUUUAACACCUGCUUUCCCCUGCCAAGCAGCGAGUCUGUGUGAAGGCAGCAGGAAGCGGCAGCCUGGUUCUUGCCCUGGGGCAGGUCGGUUGCUUUUCUUGCCCCUGGCCUGGGCAUAGCCCCCGGUGGCACCCGGCACACGUACGCUGAGACACGGCAGGCAGCAGCUGAGCAAGCCCAGCUUCCAUCAUUGCAUCUGCCAGGUGGCGGCGGGCAGGGAGCUUCCGAAAACAAGCACCCGAAAGAAAAAUCACUGUCGCUCGAGGGUGUUACAGGGCUUGUUUGUGGUCGGGUUACAGAAAGCUGUACGCGAGUGUUUACGGUUAAAUCAAGUAGCACCGGCUGGGGAUGCCAGCGGGUUGUGCCACAGCUCCCAACGUGGAGCUGCUGGAGUGGAGUUUUUGUGGGAUGGGAUGCUGGAGGCACGGGAGCUCCCAGCAAGUCCUGGGCCAGCCGGCUGCAGGGGGUUCCCAAGACCAAGAGGACUUCCCCACGGUACGUUUUUCCCAGGAAGAAGUGCGCCCGAGAGAUGCCUCCCGGCCUCGUGCCGCACGGCAGGGUAUUUUCAGUCCUAGCUUUACCAUCAGCACCCCAGCAAGCAGAGGAAGACAAGGCAGAAACCCACCCAUGCUGCUCUGAGGGGACUUUUGGGGAAGCACCAUCGACCCUGCGAGGUGAGCUGCGUGCUGGCACCCAUGGGUGCUGCCAACCAGCGGCGCUGCUGGGCUGCCUGGGGACAUCUCCACAAGCCUCCAACCGCCAGAGGUGUGGGCACGGAAAGUCUCCCCCCUCGCUGCUUCCUGUUUUGCUUUGCUUUGGUCGGCGUGGGGUGGUUUGGUGGUUUGGUUCAUUUGUUUGAACAGAACUGGCUGGCCAUUUCGCACCCGCUGUGUGUCAGAGUCGCGGAGGACAGCCAGAAAGCUGAUGGAAAUCAAAAUAAGCGUUAGCAAAUGCAAAGCCCCAAAAGGCAAAUGAAUAAAUAAUGCCAUCCAUGUUCUGUUAAAUCUGCUUAUUUCCAAACUAGGUAACUUUUAAUGGCAGCAGGGGCAAGGUUUGCCUCUGAUCGGGACGCUUGGGGUCUGGCACAGGAAUCUAAAGCCGGGUUAGUGCUGGAGUGGAGUCAGUGAGCGGAGAGGCAGCAGGAGCUGACGAUCAGAACUGAUGUUCUGGAUUUGGAAAAUCUUGCAGCACUGGAAACGUUAAAAGCCAGUUCGAGCAAUUGAUCCCUCCGCGCGUGCUGGGACAGGCCGUACCAGGCACUCUUGUACUUAGUCAUAGUUAGGAUGGGAAAGAGGCAGCACAGCAGCAUGGGUGAUUUUUUGGGGCUGUGCUGCUAACUCUGAGGUUUUCCUUUUAAUAUUAAUCAGUAUAUAAAAAAUAAAGAAAGCUUGAUGAGCAACGUUGUUCUUGUUCUGCUGCAGUGGUGCUGUGUACGGUCGAGUCAUUUCAUAGAAGUCAGAUAUACGGCAAUCUACCAAGAACUGUAGGUGUCAGUAACUUGGAAGAUGAUUUUUAAGGAUAAAAAAAAAAAUGUUUUUAUCAGAUAACAUUAAUUUUAUGACUUCUACAUACAAAAAAUGCUUUUAUCUCAAAGUAUUUCCCUAAGCUGUCUAAACCCUAGCACCUCACCUUCCCUUUCCCCACCCCACAUCUCCUGUUUUACGAAAGUUUUGCAUGUUCCCAUAAGACAUUUGUAAAAUCGAGGUUUGCUUGUGUUCUUAGAGGAUAACCAACAGUAAAAAAAAAAAAAAAAAAGACUGUAAGUGUGCUUUUUACUUAUAAUGCUACCAUUAAAUAUUACAUUUGAAGCAUGAUAAAAUUUACUUAAUGCCAUUUACGAUUACUCCCCACAGUAAGCUCACGUGCUGGUGCCUGUUUGCACUGCCCCCCCCUUGCUUCUAGGAUGCUUGCCUUGGCACGCGGGGAUGAUUUAGGAAUAGCCGGAUAUCCUACAUAAGCCAAAGAAGGACACGGUAGUUAAAUAAAUCUGUUUAGGACCAUCCUGCGAGACUUGUGCACAUCUGUUCUGUUUGAAGACGCUGAUGUGAAGCAGUGUGAAGGCCUGGCAGAGCCGAGGCUUGGUCGUAACCGCAGGAGGAUGGGGGGCACCGGAGCUGAGCUGACACUUAGGGCAGCUCUGCGGCACGGUUAGCGGGGCGUGAAUUGACCAAGCUGUUAAAAAUACAGAAAUAUGUUGCUUAGCUAAUAGCCAUCUGGUUUUACAACGAAGAAAGUCACACAGCACCGCACGCGCUGAGGGAUGAGUACGGGAGCCGCCGUGCUGCUCCCAGCCCGGAGGUCCCCAGCAGCACCCUGAGCUUCACCGGUGAUGCUUUGGCUCCUUUUCCACCCCCCGUUGCACAUCCACGUGUGGCCUAAUUUUCUGACUCUAGCCAUGCAGAAGAGCGCGUGCUGUGCCGUGACAGCUUGCAUAUGUGUUGUUAUAUUUAAAAAUACCUUCGCUGCUUUUCUUUCACUGCCAGGCUUGCUGCACUGCAGAGCGCAGCUGCGAGGGCAGGCUGGGCUCCGGCUGAGCAGGGGAGGUUUGGGGAGGGGAAGGUGUUCCAGUUAACUGGGCUGGGGGGGAUGUCAGGAGGGAGACAGGCUUCUUAAGGCUACUGCACAUUUCUGCUUUGCUUCAAUUAUCUCGGAAAUAAUUAAGAAAAGUGUGGUGCCCCCCUCCCAUAUCUGCCUACAGAGAUGUGCGGAUGAAUGGAGGGGGACCCUUGGGUUGUGCAGUGACAGCUGGAUGUUUAUUGUUUGUACAACAAUAACAUCCAUGGUUUCCAGGUGUGUGGGACAAAGUGUUGCCCAGACAUAGUCCCUUCCCCAAAGAGUUAUAAUUAAGUAUAAAUAUUCCUGCAAAGUCAGAAGUGCAUAUAGGGGUUUGUUAAACGUUGGAGCUGUUCAGAGUGAUUUCGUUGCAAGGCUGAGGUGUAACUUGAGUUAGUGUCGCACAGCUGGGGUGGGGAUCUCACAGCCCAAAAACCUGCUAGGAGACAUCACCUGUCUCCCAAAAUCCCUCCCCAGGAGGCCCAGUGGCCCCUGCAGCAGUGCCUGCGGUGAGCUGUGAGCUUCCCACAGCAGUGUCCUCAGGGGCAAGCAGCUUUUGACUCUGCCCUGGGGUUGGCACUGCACCUUGCUCUGCUGCACUAUUUGCCUUUUUUGCUGCUUGUGACAUGCUCCAGGGCUUGGCAUCCCCCCAAGAGGGCAAACCCCAUCCGUUCCAGCUGGUGGCCAGGGUUGCUCUCACUGUGCCUGGGUCUGCGACCCUCUGUCCCAGGCAGUACAGGCUGUAAGAGCCCUGCCUGUGCUGGCCUGGGGGAGCCGUGCAGCAAACGCAGCUUGGCACAGCUCCCAUGCCCCACAGGACAUUUUGGGGUUCAAAACACAGUUGAUGCUCUGUGGUGCUCUAAAACCAGCCACAUUUAACCUUGGUGUCUUUGGGGCCAUUACAGCAAAGCUAAAAUGCUUUCAGAACUGUGCUGGUGAAGUUAGGAACGGUUCAGAUUUGAGAGGUCUGGCUAAGGAGUUUGUUGUAACUAAGAGAACAUUCCUGUGGACGAAGAGCUAGCUGUGAUUGCUUCCAGCCCCCACUGACACUCGAUGUGCCACUCCAGGCUCCACCUUGAGCCAGCUCUCUGUAUUGCCAAACCCAGCAGUUAACCACCUACCGAAGGAGUCUAGCCCUCCCAAGGGCGGACACCAGGCUAACACUGGAAUGAUUUUUACCUCCCCUCUCCCCUUUCUUUGAAGCAGUACCAAAGCAAGGUCUCUGCAGAUGCAGGGUAGAGACCAGGGGAGCAGAAGGGGAGAUGCUGCCCGGACGCUCUCUCCCUGUGGUCACAGUGAACAAAGUUUGUCUGACCUGUCCUAAACUGUACUUGUGGUGUUACGCACGCAGAGUCCUGAUAUGCUUUGUCAGAGCCUCGCAUGUCCUGGGCAGUGUCUGCCCUCGCGAUGGGAUACUCAGCGAAGGGCACCGUGUGCCAGUGCUGCCUGGCUGGCCCAAACCUGUGCUUGUGCUGCAAGGUGCUGCAGGAAGAAAAGCCCACAUCCGCAGGUAGAUGUUUUCCACCCCGUAUUUCUAGACUGAAAUCUCAGGGCUGGUAGGAGCUGUCGCACUAGUCCUGUAAAUGGGAGACGGUGACAGCAGCUCUGCUCAGCCAGUCAGACCUGCCACAGUCUCCCAAGUAGCUGUAAAGCACUAAAAGCCUCUCUGUAGGACUGUGUCUAUUUGGGAUCACCCAUUUGAGUCCAUGGCUAACUACACACAGCAUCCACUAAAACAGGGUCAUUUUAUUCUAGCAGCAGAGAGGGUUUGGGACUGCCUUUGGGACUGGGGCACUAUAGUGAACAGAAAAAAACAACACACAAUUUGCGUGUGUGUAAAACAAAAAGUCUAAUCCAGCUGGCUUGAUGCAAGGCGGCACGACACGGUGUGAACACAACCUGAAAACGGCAGCAGCUGCCACAGGUCCGGCAGCACGACGCCGUGCUGACCGUCACAUCGCUCGGGCUCUUGCGAGAGGGUAGCUUGACAGCCGCGGGACUUGGUGACAUAUUUCAAUGUAAGUAUAACACUGUAUCGUAGUUACGUGGUAUAUGCCGAUUAUGUUAAUAGUGUAUACCUAUUAGUUAGGGUUUGCUAAUGUACUACAUUUCAAUAAAAAGCAAUUUAAAAGUA